GCUAAACAAUUUCAUUCAAUUACAAGAUGCAAACCGAAAACGGUGGCGGUAUCAGUGCACCUGAGCAUCUAAACAAGUCAUAUUUUGAAAAUGCACUUCAAAAUGGACUACAUGAACAAUCAAUUCAAGUUAAAAACAUCAAAUUUACAUCAGGAAGUGGCGAUGGCGAUAAUUAUUGUAGCCAAAUCUAUCGGGCUUUAAUAGUUUAUUCGAAAGCUGACCAAGAAAAUCCCGAUGACGAAAUUUCUGUGAUAGUAAAAGUAAUGCCAUCCAAUGAAGGUUUGAAUUUCCUUGACAAAAUGAAUGUUUUCAACAAAGAAAAAUGGCUAAUUAUGGAUAUCCUGCCUCAAUUUGAAAUUCUAUUGGAUGAUGUUCAAUUUGCUCCAAGAUGUUACUAUAGUACAUACAGUCCGUUAGAAACUUUAGUCCUUGAAGAUAUGAACCGAUUUGGAUUUCAUAUGGUUAACAGAGAAAUUGGACUCGAUGAGAGGCAAGCCAAGUUAACGUUAAAGAAACUUGGACAGUUUCAUGCUUCUUCAAUGGUUUAUGCCAAGAAAAGACCAUCUAUGAUGCAACACUAUAAUAAGGGUCUUCUGGACCCCGAAGCGAUUAAACCACCAACUAGUUUAUAUAAGAUGCUCUAUAAACACCUCGCUUAUGAAAUUAAAAUAUCUUCCAAAUGGGAAGGAUUUGAAAAAAUUACUGAAAAAAUGAAAGAAUUCUACAAUGAAUUCGAUUCAAGGCUAUUUGCUUGUCAGAAGCCUUUAAAAAAUGAAAUUAAAGUCCUAAAUCAUGGUGAUUUCUGGGUAAAUAAUUUACUCUUCAAAUACGACGAUCGGAAUAAUCCAGUCGAUUUAGUAUUCUUGGAUUUCCAAUUAAGCAUUUAUGGAAGUCCUGGAAUUGAUUUGAAUUAUUUUAUAUUUGCCAGUGUUCAAAUGGAAGUAUUGAAAAAAUGGAAGACUCUACUCGAAGUUUAUUAUGUUUCGCUAAGAGAUACUCUCAAAGAGCUUGGUUAUCAGAAAAUACCAACUUAUGCAAAUAUUGAAAAGGAAUUUAAACAAAAAUCUGCUUAUGGGUUUUUUACCCUAAUCGGACCGUUGCCAGUGAUGACAAUGCAAAAAGAAGCAAGUGAAGGAAAUAAUUUUGAAACAUUAGCUGAAUCCGAUGAUAAGACAGAAAUAAUUUUUAGUUCUGAAAAGUUGAUAGAUCGUUUGAAAUAUUCGCUGUUGGAAUUGGAUAAAAUGGGUGCUUUAGAUAUUAAGACUAUUAUAACCGAAAUGACAGUGGAAUUUUCAAAUUCGGUCAAUGCACCAGAAUCAUUGGAUGCAAAAUUCUUUCAAGAAGUCCUUGAAAAUGGUCUUCUAGAAGCUUAUGUGAAAGUUAAGAAGGUCUCUUUUGAAAUGGGCAGCAGUGGUGGUGAUAAUUAUUGUAGUAAAAUCUACCGAGUUCGACUUACUUUUCAGAGGGCCAAUGAACCGCUGGAAAGUAUUUCGGUGAUUGUGAAAAGUAUUCCCUUAACGGAUGCCUCACAAUUCUUGGAACAUUUAAGAGUUUUUCUGAAAGAGAAGAUCUUUUAUAAUAAUAUGCUGCCAAGAAUGGAGGUCCUUAUGGAUAAAGUUAAAUUCGGUCCAAGGAUAUAUCACAGUCUUAGUGAGCCAAUUAGUACUUUGGUUUUUGAAGACUUAUCAUCUUUGGGGUAUGUGAUGGCUGAUCGAGAGGAAGGACUCGAUAUGGGCCAUUGUGAAAUGGUUUUAAGGAAAUUGGGACAAUUUCAUGGGGUUUCAAUGGUCUUGCAGAAAAAGGACCCAGCAUCUAUGAAUUCCUUCCGUUUUGGAAUGGUUGCUGAAGAAGCUGUCAAUGCAUCGGAUGUGUAUAAAACAUUCUUUGGCAAUAAUAUUGAUGGUCUAAUUCGUAAUAUGAGCAAAUGGAAAGGCUACGAAUCGAUAACAGAGAAAGUGAAAAAAUAUGCCGCCAAUUUAAAAGAAAACCUUAUCAAGACCCAAAAACCAAUUCCUGGUGAAUUAAAGGUCCUAAAUCAUGGAGAUCUUUGGGUAAAUAAUUUUCUAUUCAAGUACAAAAAUGACAACCGAAAACAACCUGAGGAUGUGGUUUUUGUUGAUUUUCAAUUAAGUCUUUAUGGCAGCCCUGGUAUUGAUUUGAAUUAUUUCUUUUAUACUUCACUUCAAUUGGAUGUGCUUAAAGAAAAACGUAACGAUCUACUUAAAACUUAUUAUCGAUCGUUAUGUGAGACAUUGAAGGCUCAAAAUUAUAAAGAAAUUCCAUCUUUUGAUAAUAUAUUAACUGAAGUUCGACGAAGAGAAAGUUAUGGAUUUUUUGCUAGUUUUGGAAUAUUUCCAGCUGUAGCAAUGGAUAAAGAACAAUCGGGUGAUAAUUCAAUUGAUAAUUUUAUGGAUGAAGAUUUUGCUAAGAAGAAAAUUGAAAUAAUGUUUGCGUCGAAAAGAAUUGAGGAGACUAUGAAAUAUACGAUGAAACGAUUUGAUGAAAUGGGUGUUUUAGAUUAAUAAUAAGUUAAAGUUAAAAUGGUGUAGUAAUAGUUUAAGGGGAUAAUUUGUUAUAGUUUUAAGUAGAAAAGUUAAAUAAAAGUUAGAUCAAUUUAA
Episyrphus balteatus (marmalade hoverfly) is the source of this 2618-nucleotide messenger RNA. RefSeq lists its product as uncharacterized. The transcript is spliced from 5 exons. Bases 27 to 2522 code for a protein of 831 amino acids. The record is from RefSeq and is a predicted model, not a curated record. NCBI's taxonomy places the organism in Eukaryota, Metazoa, Arthropoda, Insecta, Diptera, Syrphidae.